AUGACUUCUCAAGAGAACAUUCCGGUUUAUCAUUAUCUUGAUAUUGGGCGCCUCGGACGUGGUGAAGUUGUCAACCUCUUUCUGAAGGAUGCUGGAAUCGAAGUGCACCAAGCCCGUUAUCCUUGGGAUGCUUCGUGGUUGCAACAAAGCGAGAGUCUGAAGAAGCAGGGUAUCACUCGUACUGGCAAGGUGCCUUCGCUCGAGUACAAGGGCCAAAUACUCACGCAGCAUAUUCCCAUCUUAAGAUAUCUUGCUCGCGAUCUUAACCGUUACGAUGGGGAUACAAACUGGGAGAAAUAUAUUGUCGACGCUGUUUCGGAUAUCUACAUUGACUGGCGGGCAAAAUGGGCUGCAAAUCUGACGGAAGCCAGUGCUGAGUAUAAAGACCAAUACGUGGUGGAAUAUUACAACCUGGUAGCUCAGUACUACUCUGAUUACGAAGGGCCAUAUCUUCUGGGUGAAAGGAUCACCUAUGUCGACUUUGCCAUUUUCCAAUCUAUGGAUAAUGAUGAGAGAACAGGAACCCUUCCGCUGGUACUUUCGGAGGCGCUGGUUGGAUUCAGAAAGGCAUUCGCGGCUAGGCCCAACAUCGCUCAAUACAUCGAUGUAAAUCGACAUGACCAGUAA
Molecule: messenger RNA, 627 nt
Organism: Penicillium angulare
Lineage: Eukaryota; Fungi; Ascomycota; Eurotiomycetes; Eurotiales; Aspergillaceae
Product: glutathione S-transferase
Exons: 5
Coding region: 1-627 (208 amino acids)
Biological process (GO): glutathione metabolic process
Molecular function (GO): glutathione transferase activity
Source: RefSeq, a predicted model, not a curated record